Hyposmocoma kahamanoa is the source of this 391-nucleotide messenger RNA. RefSeq lists its product as uncharacterized. Lineage: Eukaryota; Metazoa; Arthropoda; Insecta; Lepidoptera; Cosmopterigidae. The coding region runs from base 2 to 391 and encodes 129 amino acids. The record is from RefSeq and is a predicted model, not a curated record. The transcript has 4 exons.
UAUGUCCCAGGUAAAGACAUCUAUCAAAUGUACUGGUGGAGGACCAAAGCCUCCUAGCCCAGAUCCGGAAACAAUAGACAUCUUAAGUAUGAUUCCACAGGAAUUUGAAACAGAUUCAAAUAUCUUCGACAGUGACAGCAUAGCGAAUCAGGAGGUGGAAUGUGUCAUGUCAACACAAGAGUAUGUUCUCACUCCAUUAGAUAAGAAAGAGAAUGUGGAAGAGAAUAUCACACCACAACCUGUGAAGAAGAUUAAUUUAUUUAAACCUUGUGGGACAAAACGGAAACUACCAUUUAAUGAAAUGAAACAUAAUGAACAGACUGCAAAACGAACGGGACUUCACAAGAGAGCGCCAUAUGGUUCUUGUCAAUUGCAUAAGGGAGGAACAUGA